This is a messenger RNA of Parnassius apollo (apollo), 354 nucleotides long. NCBI's taxonomy places the organism in Eukaryota, Metazoa, Arthropoda, Insecta, Lepidoptera, Papilionidae. The record is from the annotation of a GenBank genome assembly.
AUGGAUGUGUGGUGUGGUUAUGAGCUUAUUGCAGGUUAUGGACUUGGUGCAGCUGUUGGUUUAUUCACAUCCUCCCUUAUGCCAAAUGUAACAGAUCCAACGGCACAGCAAACUCAAAUGGCAAGGGAAAUAUUGAGAGAGAUGAAGGGUGCCAUGUUAAGCUAUGCCAAAAAUUUUGCCAUUCUUGGAGCUGUAUUUUCUGGUGUAGAAUGCUGUAUCGAAAGUGCUAGAGGAAAAUCAGAUUGGAAGAAUGGGACAUAUGCAGGUGGACUCAAAGCUGGAUUGUUUGGAGCUGCCGGUUUUGCUGCCUUCUCUACUGUAAUAGACUACUAUAUGCAUCAACGGGGAUCUUAA